This is a messenger RNA of Chlorocebus sabaeus (green monkey), 1808 nucleotides long. RefSeq names its product proline dehydrogenase 2 (gene PRODH2). Gene Ontology annotation, molecular function: proline dehydrogenase activity; FAD binding. The record is from RefSeq and is a predicted model, not a curated record. NCBI's taxonomy places the organism in Eukaryota, Metazoa, Chordata, Mammalia, Primates, Cercopithecidae. Gene Ontology annotation, cellular component: mitochondrion.
AGCUACUUGGGAGGUGGAGGAAGCAAUUGCCACAAAAGCGGUUAAGUAGCUCGUCCUGGAUCACAAAGCCCAAUGUCCUGAACCCAGGGAUCCUUGCCCCAGAGCCCCUGUUUUCCCCAGUAUGUGGUGAUUACCUAGUAAGUGCAGGCUGUUGUGCUGAGGAUUGUUGGGGGCUGUUAUUGGGGGUUCGCCUCCCGUUACCGUUACUCUGAACUCUGUCCCCAUUUGUUAAUAAUUAAUUGCCCUCAAGGAGCCUGUGAUCCUGAGGCUUUGCCCAGUUAAUCAGUCACUGCCCCCAGUCUGGGCAAGGGGCAGUUGGUGAACCUGCUGCCUCCAGAGCACCUUCCCUGGUGUGGAGGCAGCCAGGGACCCAGGAUGCUCCGGACCUGUUACCCGCUCUGUUCCCAAGCUGGUCCCCUGGCGAGGGGCUGGCAGCCCCUGAGCUUUGAUGGUGGCGCCUUCCACCUCAAGGGCACAGGAGAGCUGACACGGGCCUUGCUGGUUCUCCGGCUGUGUGCUUGGCCCCCACUCGUCACUCACGGGCUGGCGCUCCAGGCCUGGUCUCAGCGACUCCUGGGCUCCCGGCUCUCAGGCGCGUUUCUCCGAGCAUCCGUCUAUGGGCAGUUUGUGGCUGGUGAGACAGUAGAGGAGGUGAGGGGCUGUGUGCAGCAGCUGCGGACCCUCAGCCUCCGACCACUGCUGGCAGUGCCCACUGAGGAGGAGCCGGACUCUGCUGCCAAGAGCGGUGAGGCCUGGUAUGAGGGGAACCUCGGCGCUAUGCUGCGGUGUGUGGACCUGUCGCGGGACCUCCUGGAGCCCCCCAGCCUGGCUGAAGCCAGCCUCAUGCAGCUGAAGGUGACGGCGCUGACCAGCGCUCGGCUCUGUAAGGAGCUAGCCUCAUGGGUCAGAAGGCCAGGAGCCUCCUUGGAGCUGAGCCCCGAGAGGCUGGCUGAAGCCAUGGACUCUGGGCAGAACCUCCAGGUCUCCUGCCUCAACAACGAGCAGAACCAGCACCUCCAGGCCUCCCUCAGCCGCUUGCAUCGGGUGGCCCAGUAUGCCCGGGCCCAGCACGUGCGGCUCCUGGUGGAUGCGGAGUACACCUCACUGAACCCUGCGCUCUCGCUGCUGGUGGCUGCCCUGGCCGUGCGCUGGAACAGCCCAGGGGAAGGCGGGCCCUGGGUGUGGAACACCUACCAGGCCUGUCUAAAGGACACAUUUGAGCGGCUGGGGAGGGACGCAGAGGCCGCACACAGGGCCGGCCUGGCCUUUGGAGUGAAGCUGGUACGAGGUGCCUAUCUGGACAAGGAGAGAGCGGUGGCCCAGCUUCAUGGGAUGAAGGACCCCACUCAGCCUGACUAUGAGGCCACCAGUCAGAGUUACAGCCGCUGCCUGGAACUGAUGCUGACGCGCGUGGCCCGCCACGGCCCCAUGUGCCACCUCAUGGUGGCUUCCCACAAUGAGGAAUCUGUUCGCCAGGCAACCAAGCGCAUGUGGGAGCUGGGCAUUCCUCUGGACGGGACUGUCUGUUUCGGACAACUUCUGGGCAUGUGUGACCACGUCUCUCUGGCACUGGGGCAGGCCGGCUAUGUAGUGUAUAAGUCCAUCCCCUAUGGCUCCUUGGAGGAGGUAAUCCCCUACCUGAUCCGGAGGGCCCAGGAAAACCGGAGCGUGCUUCAGGGUGUCCGCAGGGAACAGGAGCUGCUCAGCCAAGAACUGUGGCGGCGGCUGCUGCCAGGACGCCGAAGGAUACCCCACUAGCACCCCUGAGGGGGUCAUGUGGUCAAUAAAGGUCCUUAGGCACUGCCGAA